Molecule: messenger RNA, 2880 nt
Organism: Erigeron canadensis
Lineage: Eukaryota; Viridiplantae; Streptophyta; Magnoliopsida; Asterales; Asteraceae
Exons: 10
Coding region: 40-2703 (887 amino acids)
Molecular function (GO): protein binding
Source: RefSeq, a predicted model, not a curated record
ACCACUAGAUACCGUUCAUCAUUCAUAUCAUCCCCUCUAAUGGCUGACAAUAGCAAAGAGGUUCAACUAUACCCAUACCCGACUCACGUCAACACGGCCAACUUUGUUUCCAUCAAGCUAUCGGACAAAAUGAAUUAUCGUUCAUGGCAGGCACAAAUGACGUGCCUUUUGGAGGGCCAUGGUAUGCUAGGAUUCAUUGAUGGGACUAUAAAAUGCACUCAAAGAAAGCCAGAAUACAAGGAAUGGAAAAGGUCAGACACAUUAGUCAAAGGAUGGAUCUUUGGUUCGCUAACUCAAGAUGUUAUGAACAAAGUCGUCGGCCUAGAUACAAGUCACCAUGUCUGGAAGAAGUUGAAUAAUAAUUACGAUAUUUUGGCUGCUCCUUCUGUCGGUAACCAAGAGGUUCAACUAUACCCAUACCCAACUCACGUGAAUACGGCCAACUUUGUUUCGAUCAAGCUAUGGGGAAAAACGAAUUAUCAUUCAUGGAAGAAACAAAUGAUAUGCCUUUUGGAGAGCCAUGGUAUGCUAGGUUUCAUUGAUGGUACUAUUAAAUGCACUCAAAGAAAAGCAGAAUAUAAGGAAUGGAAAAGGUCAGACACAUUAGUCAAAGGAUGGAUCUUUGGUUCGCUAACCGAAAAUGUUAUGAAUACACUCGACGUCCGACAUACAAGUCACCCAAUUUGGGAGAAGCUUAAAAAAAAUUACGAUAUUUUGGCUGAUCCUAUCAGUGACCAAGAUUCAAGUAAGUAUCGAGCACUAUAUAGAGCUGUAGUGAACGGGCAAUGGAAGGAAGCUCGAGAAUAUUUCAUCAAAGAUAGAGAUACAUUGACUAGUAAAAUCAAUGAUGAUGAUGAAAGCCCACUACAUGUCGGAAUUGGUACAUGUCAAAAUAUCGAUUUUGUAGCGAAACUCCUGAAGGAGAUGGAUUCCGAAUCACUUUUGGAGUCACUUCCGUCUCUAGUGUGUAAUAGAGGACAAAACCCGUUGCACCGUGCUGCACUAGUUGGCAACAUCAAGGCUGCCGUGAUGUUGGUUGAAAAAAACCCAAAUUUGUUAUUCAAAACUGAUAACGUGGGUAAUUUACCAAUCCAUAAUGCUAUUUUGGGUGCUCAUGUAAAAACUUUUCAGUAUUUACUGAAGGUUACAAACACAUAUAUUGAGCUCUCUCAACAAGAAGGACACCAUAGUCCCUUUAACGGAUUGAAUGCUGGCAACCUUCUCUUUAGUAUAAUUGGUAACGGAUUAUUCGACGUUGCAUAUGAGUUGAUCAAGAAGUACCCUGACAUGGCUAGAACAAAGAAAGACUUUUUCUUUCCAUUGAAGGCUAUCGCUGGAAAGUCAGGCGCCAGAAGAACAUACAACUUCUACCAACAAUUUGUUUAUCAUUAUGUGCCAUUACAAGACCAGGACCACAACCAGGACAAUGCACACCAGAUUGAUCGUGAUAUCGAGAAUCAAGUUCGAGAUACCACUAUACCAAUUGUCAACGGCAGGAGAAGCUGCUUCUACUCAGUCAUCAGAUGGAUACUUGUCAAGUUAUGGAAAGUUAUACUACUACGUGUGGCACAUGUGAAGGGCCUCCAAGAUGACAAGGUGAAGCAUAAUAAAGCUCUGCUUGUACUUAAAUGUAUUUGCGAAGAACUUCAAAAGAUAGAAAAGGAGAGUGAAGUUCGUAAACAUUACAGUGAAGCAGUUCUGUACGCAUUAGAACAGGAUAAUACUGAGGCGUUUGAAGAGAUCAUCAAAUCAUUUCCACAGGCAAUCUGGACCAAGAAGAACGGUUUAAAUCUUAUUCAACUUUCAAUAGUAAACCGUAGUGAAAACGUUUACAGCUUUUUGGUGCACAAGGCCGUAAUAAACAAGCAUGCACACAGAAUUUUGAAGGACGAAAAUGGAAAUAAUAUUUUGCAUUUGGCAGGACAAUUAGCACCUAUACAUAAACUCAAUAUGGUUUCAGGUGCAGCCCUACAAAUGCAAAGGGAGUUACAGUGGUUUGAGGAAGUGAAGAAGUUUGCCCUUUCUAGGAACAGCGAAGCUAUAAACAAAAAGCGAGAGACGCCAAUUAUGGUGUUCAGAAGAGAACACAAGGAAUUAAGAAAAGAAGGGGAAGAAUGGAUGAAAAAGACUGCGGAUUCAUAUACAAUCACAGCAGCACUUAUCAUUACAAUAGUAUUUGCCGCAGCCAUUACUGUACCAGGUGGAAAUGAUGACAACGGGAAAGCAAUUUAUGACACAAAUCCAGGUUUUCUCGUAUUUGUGGUUUCGGAUGCAAUCUCAUUGUUCACAGCCACUACUUCCUUGUUGCUAUGUCUUUCCAUUUUAACAAUGCGUUACAAAGACGAAGACUUUCUCUAUCGGUUACCCAAGAGAUUGAUGUUUGGCCUUGGUAUGUUAUUCGUAUCAGUUUCCUCUAUGACGAUAGCCUUUAGUGCAACAUUAUACAUUAUGUUUGGGCAUGGAAAAGCUUGGGUAUUGUUGCUGAUAGUGGCAUUAACAUGUCUGCCAAUAAUAUCAUUCGUGACAUUACAGCUACCCUUGCUUUUUGAUCUGUACUCUUCCACAUAUGGUCAAGGAAUUUUUGGUAAACAAAGUGAUGGGAAGAUCAAAUUAGUUAUUAACAUGGCAAAGCAUAAUAUGAAGGCCCAAGUGUGGAAAAGUAGGUUCUUACAUUUAUGGAGGUCCAUGAUUGGCCACACUUAAUUGAUUGUACUCGGGCUACUAGACAUUGCUUUUGACAUGUCACCAAUCAAAACUAAGGUUGAGUCGUUGAGAUAAUGGAGAACGCAGUGACAACUGACAAGGUCCCCAAACUGCUUUUUAAUUGGUGUAUGGACACUUUUAGUUUCUUUUAAUUUUAAUGUUUCUUGGAUUUUUGUU